Molecule: messenger RNA, 1137 nt
Organism: Symbiodinium pilosum
Lineage: Eukaryota; Dinophyceae; Suessiales; Symbiodiniaceae
Source: the annotation of a GenBank genome assembly
GCAACCGAUAUUGCUGUCGUCGUCCGAAUUGCGCAGCCGAGACAAGUUAUCACCCUCUAUUUGUUCAUCUUUGUGCCGCUGUCCAUGGCCUGGAUAUACUACUACUACCGAGGUUCGGAGAGUGCUUCGCGUCAGCAGCUCUUCCUACUGCUGCUGCAGAUCAGCGUUGCGGCUCUCAACUUGGGCACGACUCUGGUAAACCAAUCCUUAUGUGUGCUUAUGAAAGCACCCAUGAUGAUCACAGCCAUGCAGAGUGCUUCAAUGCUUGUUUUCGCCAUCGCUGCCACAGUGGUGCACUUCUCGAUCCAUCAUACUAGGCCGAUUCUCGCUAACCUUCGGCGCGACCUGAUGUUGUGGCUUCCGGCUGCCAUAGCCUUCGGUGUUUUCCAGUUGGCUGAUCACUUCGAAGCCAACUUCUGCUCCCUCUCAGAGCGGACCGUCUUCGGAAACUUGGCUCCGGUGUGUGGACUGUUUUUGGAGCUCAGCCUCAGCUCCUUCAUGCAGCGGCACGACCGGUCGGAGAAAGCAGCCGCCAGCUUCGCCUCCAAGAUGGCGCUGGCUCUGAAAGUUUUUGGUGCAACCGUUUUUGCACUACAGUAUCCAGACUUCAACGCCAAGGGAAUGGAGGUUUCAACCUACUAUGUCAUCUCCAUGGUGAUCUAUAGGCUUGUCCAAAGAUGCAUACUUGGGCAUAUUGAUAGCCCUCUCACCUUGUUGACGGCAGUGGAUGCUGUGGCUUGCUUUGUGAUAGCGGCCAUUCUUAGCCGAAAUGAGGUGGCGGAUAUGUCGAAGUCCCUGCACAUUUGGUGGAACAACGGGUCCGUCACAACGAUGCUGUUCUUGUCUUUCAUCACCUUCAGUGUUGGGCACUGGGCCACGCUGCACUUAGUAAACGCAGAUACAGCCACGGCCACCAUGGUGAUCACCAAUAUCUCCAGCGGCUUCAGUGUGUUUCAGGGCAUUCUAUUCUUUGAUGACCAUGACUUUCAGCGACCAAUGGCCUUUGUCGGAAUCAUGAUUGUCAUCCUAGCCGGCAUAUGGUGGACGGUGAACCAAAGCCUGAUGAGUGCAAAUGACGAAGUCAUGGAAAAGCAGUCGGAAGACACUGGCGCGUCUGCUUCUUCAGAUGCCAAGUGA